AUGCGAAUCGAGAAGUUCAGAAUCGCCUUGGAGGAAUAUGCCCGAGUCUUGUGGCCCAACAGCCGUUUCGUCGACGAAUGUUUGGAAGAAAGUGGAAUGCGUCUGGCAGAUCUGGAUGGAAUAGCCGUAAGUACGAGGCCUGGGCUUGUGAUUGCCCUGCGAGUUGGAAUCGCUAAAGCACUUUCGUUGGCUAGGCAGGCUCGAACUCGUUUCGUGAACGUUCACCAUAUGCAAGCACAUGCCACCAUCGCAUCGCUGCUACAUCCUGAACUGCGCUUUCCGUAUGUAUGUGUCCUUAUUUCGGGUGGUCACGCUCUGAUCACGAUCGCAUACGGACCCGAAAACUUCGAGCUGUUAGCGUCGAGCGUCUCAGGAAGCCCUGGCGAGUGUCUAGACAAAAUAGCCAGAUCGUUGCCAUCUGAAGCGUUUACUGAAUUCAUUGGUCUGCAUCCGGGCGCGGCACUUGAGCAACUGGCCAAAAACUGUUCACUGGACGGACAUCUACAUUAUCGAGUCAACAUGCCAGGCACAAAUGGUCCCAAUAUGGACUUCAGCUCUGUCAAAAAUUCAUAUCUGACAUUGUUAAGAAAACUGAAGUCCGCAUCGUUGAAUGUGGAAAAUUUUUGUGCAAGUGUCCAGCAUUCAGUCGCAGCUCAUUUAGCGAACAAACUACAUCAUUGUCUUGAAUAUAUCAACAAUUCGGAGAAGAUCCCAACGGAGAAUCGUCGUAUUGUCGUAUCCGGAGGUGUUGCCUCGAAUGCGUAUAUUCUGAGUGCCCUCGAAAAAAUUGCACAUAUAUAUGGCUAUUCGCUGUUAACAAUUCCACCUCGAUUGUGCUGUGACAACGCAGAAAUGGUCGCCUGGAAUGGAAUACUAUUGAUCAAUUCGGAGUGA
Molecule: messenger RNA, 894 nt
Organism: Anisakis simplex (herring worm)
Lineage: Eukaryota; Metazoa; Nematoda; Chromadorea; Rhabditida; Anisakidae
Source: the annotation of a GenBank genome assembly